This is a messenger RNA of Cryptomeria japonica (Japanese cedar), 441 nucleotides long. RefSeq lists its product as uncharacterized. Bases 1 to 441 code for a protein of 146 amino acids. NCBI's taxonomy places the organism in Eukaryota, Viridiplantae, Streptophyta, Pinopsida, Cupressales, Cupressaceae. The transcript has a single exon. The record is from RefSeq and is a predicted model, not a curated record.
AUGUCGAGAGUUGGUUUUUAUAUAAGGGAUUGGACCCCUAAUUUUGACCCAAGACAAGCUACUAUUGAGGAAAUUCCUAUGUGGAUAAGAUUGUACAAUCUCCCUCAUGAGUAUUGGAAGGAGGAAAUCUUUAAGAGUGUAGGGGAGAAGAUAGGGAGAUUUAUCAAGUCAGAUGAAGCGGUUGAUAAGCUCAGUUCAUGCAUGUAUGCACGUAUCUAUGUUAUGUGGAAGCCGCAUCUUGGGCUACCAAAGGUUGUUGAAAUGAGGUCUCCAGAAGGAGUAUGGAGACAAGAUAUAGAAAUUGAAGAAAUCAUAGUCAAAUGCAAGAUUUGUAAAGAAUGGGGCCAUGAGGAUCGAGACUGUUUGUUGGGUCAAAAGGGUAAAGGAAAGGCAGAUCGUGCUUUGGAGGAGAAGCUAUUAGUGGGUGUGGUUGCAUAUUAG